Molecule: messenger RNA, 363 nt
Organism: Aureobasidium musti
Lineage: Eukaryota; Fungi; Ascomycota; Dothideomycetes; Dothideales; Saccotheciaceae
Source: the annotation of a GenBank genome assembly
AUGACUAUUCCCAGAAGAUGGCAGCCACCUGCCGUUGAUAAGAAGACACGGUGGCUGGACUGGUGGUUCAGGUUCGCAACGACUGGUAUUGCAAGCAUGUUCGCCUACAAGACGGUGAACGACAAAGACACACCAGACUCUGAAAUUGACGACAUCGAGAUGCAAGAGAUCGCUGUCAACUCUGCCGAUCACGAUGAUUGCGAAAACGCGUCGAGACCAGAAAGAAGCCAGCAGGAUAUGAAGAGCACUUCGCAAAAUACAGUCGCUCCAGAGGAUACAAACGAACGGUGCACUCACAAUAACCCCGGAGCUUAUGAGUACUCGAGUCUGAAGAGGACGAUGGGUUUAAGAGCACCGCGCUGA